GGCCGAAAGGUGCCCUGGAGGAAACCGAAAGACAGACAGCCUUGCCGCCCGCGUGGUGCCUCUUCUCCCGCCUCGUCACAGAGACUGCGCGCAGAAAUUGAGGGCUACCCUCUUCCCACACCACACCACCUCCUUCUCCGACCUCGUAAAUGACUCCCUUUCGAUCACAUCUCGCCGCGAAUUCUGCUCCGACCGUAAUUCUGUGAAACUUUUUUGCUUUCUUUGCUCGAAAACGCCCCUCAACCACGUCCUCCCCCUCGCCGUCGCCCGCGUCUUCCUCCUUCCUCACCACCGACCGACCAGCCGACCGACCUCCGCGAUCGCUCCGGCACGACGCCAGGAGCAACAGACAACACGGCGCAAUGGCUACACAACAGAUCCUUUUUGCCGAAACGGUGGCCGCUAUGAAAAAGGCCCUCAAGCGGAAAAGCUAUGAAUCCGACUCGGACGACGAAAUUGACCACUACGGAAACCGCGGGCACAAGCUUAAAAAGCGUGCCCUUUUCUCCCACCAGGGUCAACUCGCACCACCCUCCGGUCCUGAAGUCUACAACGAAGUAAUCGAUUAUGCUGGACAGCAGCGCACGAUCAUCAGCCGCAACCCGCCAAUUGUGGACGACGAGGGAUACGAGAUUGACAGUGACGACGACGAGGAGCGCAUCCAGGAGGCCGUCUCUGCGGCCACCGAGCUCGACCCCUAUGCCAACAUUCGAAUUGAGCAGAUCCUAGCUCCAUUGACUGCCUCGACCGACCUUCCAAGCCAUCCUACCCUCUCCAAGCCGUUCACCGCCAAGACAUUAGACGAGAUCGCUGAGCAAAGCUGUGAAGUCAGACGCAAGGAGAACGCAUCUCUGUGGAGGGUAAGGCAUCUCUUCACGAGGCUAUGCGGCGACUACACAUGGGUGCCAUGCGGCAUGAUGGUUGGGCCUGACGACGCCGAUCUCUACUCGAGCGACUACGUGGAGCGCGGCUACGCGCGCAAACCAAAAGCUAUCGCCUCGAGAGAAACCGAGGCCGGUGCUUCAGGAACAGUGAACGGUGACGCGAAACCGGAGCGAGCGCCAAACGGCACGAACGGAGAGUCUUCGGGUGACAAGCAGAGCAGCGACGGGGACGUGACCAUGGCUGAUGCAGGCUCAGACGAAAAGUCGACCAAGGUGGACACAGCUACCGCAGGCGAGGCGUCUCGGCCAAUCAACGGUCAGGCAUCAAAGACGGACAUUGCCCAGAAAGCGGGAGCCGACGAGAGCAUUGCCGACAAGAAGCAGAAGCAAAAGGCUGUCGAUGUUGAAAUGCAAGAGGGCAACGCGGCACCCCGGUCGCAGCCCGGAACGGACUUGUUGGACCACAACGGAAUGCAUGCGCCAUCAAUAGCAUUGGAAGAGGUGGACGAAACAUUUGUUCACCCGUUCUUCCGACCGCCGCCCAACGCUCGUCCAGACCGAGAUGUGGGUCUGCCAGAGGCCGAGGCCGAGGAUAUCCGCCGGUUGCUGGCACUGUACGUACAGAAGCAGGAGGAGGUCUGCCGCGGUGCCAUGAAGCUCCACGAAGGCCUCCUCAAGGCCAACCGGCUGCGCAAGACGGUGCUUCACUGGUCCAAGGCGGAGGCGCACAGCGGACCGAACCGGGACAUGUCGGACGGCGAGGACUGGUACGACAAGGAGGAGUGGGGUCUGACCGAGGACCUGAAGAAGGGCCAGGACGACGAGGAGGAAGACACGGGCACCGUGGCCAAGAAGACUAGGAAUCGCAGGUGACACGGUGCCCAAGCGUUGUUGCUGGCUUUCCCAGCUCCGAGGGAACGGUUCUGUGUUCCGAGUGUUUUGAGGAUGCGGUUGAUACCCCCAUGUUGCGAAUUGUUUUGUCCAGGCGUUGCGGCGCUUGCUAUUUAUUUUACCUGCCCACUUAGAAAUAAUGAGACGACGAAUAUUUCGAUGGUCGUGCGACGGUACCACAAACGGGAUUUGGCUUGUUCUUUGGAGGCUCUUCGGCGACAUGGAAGCUUUUCUUGUCU
This is a messenger RNA of Colletotrichum navitas, 2014 nucleotides long. Its product is annotated as RXT2-like protein. Gene Ontology annotation, cellular component: cytosol; Rpd3L complex. Gene Ontology annotation, biological process: negative regulation of rDNA heterochromatin formation; negative regulation of silent mating-type cassette heterochromatin formation. Bases 363 to 1757 code for a protein of 464 amino acids. The record is from RefSeq and is a predicted model, not a curated record. NCBI's taxonomy places the organism in Eukaryota, Fungi, Ascomycota, Sordariomycetes, Glomerellales, Glomerellaceae. The transcript has 4 exons.